Trichosurus vulpecula (common brushtail) is the source of this 3458-nucleotide messenger RNA. It is a transcript of the gene FAM184A, whose product is annotated as family with sequence similarity 184 member A. NCBI's taxonomy places the organism in Eukaryota, Metazoa, Chordata, Mammalia, Diprotodontia, Phalangeridae. The record is from RefSeq and is a predicted model, not a curated record. The coding region runs from base 1 to 3426 and encodes 1141 amino acids. The transcript is spliced from 18 exons.
AUGGCGACUCCAGGGAUGAGCUGGCAGCAGCACUAUUACUCGGCGGCCGGGGGGGCAACGAAAUUCUCUUCCUCGGCCGGGUCUCAGCAGUCGGCGUUUAGCAUGGAGUACAGCCACGAUCUCCAUUUGAAGAUGAGCAAGAAGAUUGCUCAGCUCACCAAGGUAAUAUAUGCUUUGAACACUAAAAAUGAUGAGCAUGAAUCUUCAAUUCAAGCUCUUAGAGAUGCUCAUGAAGAGGAAAUUCAGCAAAUUCUUGGAGAAACAAGAGAAAAGAUUUUGCAAUAUAAAAGUAAACUUACAGAGGAGUCAGACCUUAAACGAAAGAUUCAAGUUUUAGAAGAGUCACUAGAAGGUCACAAAAAGAUGAAACAUCAGGCUUUGACUGAGUUUGAAGCUUACAAGCACAGAAUGGAAGACAUGCACAUCUGUACAGAAGCACAACAUGUCCAGCGUGUACUAACAAUGGCUAGAGAGGUCGAAGAGAUCAGGAAGAAGUUUGAGGAGAGGUUAGAGAGCUUUUCACAGCUAAAAGUACAGUUUGAGAAAGAUAAAUUGCGAGCUCUGGAUAACUUGAAAGCAGAACAUAUACAGGAAAUCCAAGAACUUCUUCAGACCCAGGAGUGUCACAGUGCCUCAUUAAAUAAGGGGCAGGAAAAGGUGGAAGAACAGCACAGAAUUGAAGUGGAAGGUUUAAAUAAAAAACUUGAAGAACUAAAACUUGAAAGGAAAAAGCUAAUUGAGGAUUAUGAAGGCAAGCUGAGUAAAGCUCAGUCCUUUUAUGAACAUGAACUUGAUACUUUGAAACGGUCCCAACACUAUACAGCUGACAGCCUCCAUGCUUCCAAAGAAAAAGAAGCAGAUCUGAAAAAGGAAUUUCAGAGUCAAGAAGCAGCCUUACGUAAGACCAUAAUUAACCUUAGGACAGAGUUACAGAUGGCACAGGAUCAAACUGGAAGUCUUCAUGAAAAAUGCCAUAAGCUUCAAUUAGCAGUUGGUAAAGCAGAAGACAAUGCUAUGGUUCUUCAGAAACAGCUCGAUGAUGUCAAAGAAGAAGAGAUAACUUUACUAAGCAAACAUAAGGAGGUGGAAAGUGAGCUAGCAGCUGCUAGAGAACGGUUGCAACAACAAGCUUCAGAUCUUGUCCUUAAAGCUAGUCAUAUUGGAAUGCUCCAGGCUACUCAAAUGUCACAGGAGGCUACUAUAAGAGAACUGGAGUCAGAAAAAUCAUUGGCAAAGGAGAGAAUAUCCCAGCUUGAAGAAGAAAGAAAUUUUUUGCAAAGCAGAACCCGAAGUCUGGAUGAACAACAGAAAAAACAGAUUCUGGAUCUGGAAAUGCAAAUAAGUGAAGCAAAGAAAACUCAAAAAGAAUAUUAUGAGAAAGAACUACUAAACUUGCAGACUAGAUUGGAGGGGGAAACAGCACAGUUAAAUGAAGCUCACUCAAAGACUUUGGAAGAAUUAGCUUGGAAGCACCAUGUUGCAAUUGAGACUGCCCACAGUAAUGCAAACAAGGAUAAGAAAAAGCUACAGAUGGAACUAGAAGAACAAUAUGAAAGAGAAAAAGUACAACUGGAAGAAGAUAAAAGUCAGCUUAAACAGCAAAUGGAAAGACUAAAAGAAGAAUUGACAGCCAAGCUAAAUGUAGCUCAUCAGGAGGUUUCUCGCCUCCAGGAUCUGGUAAAUAAAAGUGAACAAGGCCUUGGUUCUGCAGAAGGGGUUAUCUCUGAUCUUCAGGACUCCCAUGGACAACUUCAGAAUGAACUAGAUUUAACCAAAGCUAAGCUAAGAGAGACCACAGACUCAUUAUUAAAUCUUGAGAGAGAACUACAACAAGAAAGACAACAGCAUAAGGCAUUGCUUGCUACCAUGAGGGAAGAUGAGAAGUUCAAAGUGGACAAAAUGGCCCAAGACUUAGAAAUAAAAUGGACUGAAAAUCUUAGACAAGAGUGUUCUAAGCUUCGAGAAGAGUUAAGACUUCAACAUGAAGAGGAUAAAAAAUCAGCAAUGACUCAACUUUUGCAGCUAAAAGAACGGGAAAAGAAUGCUGCCCGGGAUGGAUGGCAGAAGAAGGUAGAAGAUCUCCUAGACCAGAUUUCCUUGCUGAAACAGAAUUUGGAAAUGCAGCUCUCCCAGUCUCAGACUUCUUUGCAGCAACUACAAGCCCAGUUUACACAGGAGCGACAACGGCUUACACAAGAGCUUGAAGAAUUAGAAGAACAACACCAACAAAGACACAAAUCCUUAAAGGAAGCACAUGUCCUUGCAUUUCAAAAUAUGGAAGAAACAAAAGAACAGGAGCAAAAGGCACUUGAAAACCAGUUACAGCAGAAACAUUCAGCUGAGCUUCAGUCAUUAAAAGAUGCACAUAGAAUGUCCAUGGAGGGUUUCAGAAUAGAAAUGGAACAGGAACUUCAGACGCUUCGAUUUGAAUUGGAAGAUGAAGGGAAGGCCAUGUUAGCUUCCUUACGCUCAGAAUUAAAUCAUCAACAUGCAGCAGCAAUGGAUUUGUUAAGGCAUAAUCAUCAACAAGAGAUGAUAGCUGCUAAAAUGGAACUGGAGAGAAGCAGAGAGGUCGGCAGAAGACAGGAUGAGGAAUAUAUGUGUCGCAUAUCAGAUUUACAAGAGGAACUAAGGCACAGAGAACACCAUAUAUCUGAAUUAGAUAAGGAGAUACAACAUCUUCAUGAUAGUAUAAGUGCUUUAACCAAAGAAUUGGAGUUUAAGGGAAAAGAAAUUCUCAGAAUACGCAGUGAAUCAAACCAGCAAAUAAGGUUGCAUGAGCAAGAUUUUAACAAGAAACUUGAAAAAGAGCUGGAUGUCAUGACAGCAGACCACCUCAGAGAGAAAAAUAUCAUGCGGGCAGAUUUUAAUAAGACUAACGAGCUACUCAAGGAAAUAAAUUCAGCUUUACAAAUGUCACUAGAAGACAUGGAAGAAAAAUAUAUAAAGAGAGAGUCACGAACCGAAGAUUUACAGAUGAUUGCAGACUUGAAAACCUUGCUUGCAGAGAGAGACCAAGUCAUAAAGAAACUAAUUGAUGAUAAUAAAUUUUAUCAACUGGAAUUAGUCAAUCGAGAAACUAACUUCAAUAAAGUGUUCAAUGCAAAUCCUAAUGUUGGUGUUAUUAAUCCACUUGUGAAGCAAAAGAAGAAGAAUGAUAAAUCAACAAACAGGUUUGUGAGUGUUCCUAAUCUAAGUGCUCUGGAACCUAGUGGAGUGGGCAAUGGACAUCCUAACCGCCUGGAUCCCAUUCCUAAUUCACCCAUCCAUGAUAUUGAGUUCAACAGCAGCAAACCACUUCCACAGACAGUCAUGCCAUCCAAAGAGCCCAAGACGUUUUUGAGCCCUCCUCAGAGUGAAGCUUCACCAGUGGCUUCUCCAGAUCCCCAACGUCAGGAAUGGUUUGCCCGGUACUUCACAUUCUGAGAGAAUUAUUUUGACACAGCAUUGUGUGGACU